Molecule: messenger RNA, 3676 nt
Organism: Anopheles stephensi (Asian malaria mosquito)
Lineage: Eukaryota; Metazoa; Arthropoda; Insecta; Diptera; Culicidae
Product: multiple epidermal growth factor-like domains protein 11
Exons: 1
Coding region: 584-3604 (1006 amino acids)
Cellular component (GO): extracellular region
Molecular function (GO): chitin binding
Source: RefSeq, a predicted model, not a curated record
UCUAAGGAAAAUGCAUAGCCUAACUCUGGAAUGAACGCAAGCUUCAGUUCCUUGAAAAACGUUACCGACCUAGAUAGUGACAGAUACAAGAAUAAAUGUAGCGGAAAAUGGUACCCUUUAUCAGAAUAUUUCACUGGAAUUUUAUAUUUUAUAGACCCUUGAAUAAAAUAAGAAACGCGUUAUGCAAACAAAAGACAUAUUAUCGAGAAAUAUCCAGGAAGGUUGUCUGUUGAGGAAUUUUGAUGGUUUUGUACAAGUGAAUUUCAAAAAUAUCCGUAAUUCUCUGCUCACGGUUUCUUUCUAAGCGAAGACACUCCGUUAGACCCCAUGCUCCCCUAUCGUAUCUCUACCAGUUCGAUUGUUUUUCACACAGUAUGUCCACUGUGCUCCCUAUCUCUGUUCCGGUGUCCGUAAUUGAUAAACUCGUAAAACACCAUUAUCACAACACAUUAAAGUGGAACCGAAUUAUUACCAAAACGGCGGCAGAUAAUCGACGGCGGCCGACUUCCCUCCCCGGGCAUGAGACGAUUCCGAAAUAAAUGAUCACAUCUCAACCGACCAACGCUUCAGUAUCGAAAGCGCGAUGAAGCAAUCAUUACCAUUCCUGGGAGACCUUGGCGUCUUCUGUUUGCUGUUGUUCGGGGCAGUUUUCCCUGGUGAAAGCGUCGGAGAACUUAUAAAGUUUCCGACCGACGUGAGUGACCACGCGGUCGAGUCGGUCUGUAUAGGUGUGAACGCCGGGAUCUUCCCGCAUCCGGAUUCGGCCCUCUGCCACCUGUACAUCUCGUGCACGUUUGAGCAACCGAUCGUGUACCAGUGUGCUGCAGGAUUCGUCUUUGAUCCUAGCUCCCUUCGUUGCGUUCCAGGCGAUCGGAAUGAGUGCGCAGAACGGAACGAACCGGAUUGGGACGAAGUUUGCCGUGCCGUUUCCUAUGCGUUCUACGCCAACCCGAACGUGUGCUGGGACUUUGUAUUCUGCGUGUUCGGUUUGGUGAACCGAUUCUCGUGUCCGGUGGGUGAGAUAUGGUCCCAGAAGGAUGGUUCGUGUCUGCCCGGAAACCGAGACACCUGUGAGGUGUUGGACAUUGGGAACGUGUGCCAGGAUCGACCCGAUGGUGUACUGCCGCAUCCGAUCGAUUGUACGAGAUACUUGCAGUGUACGAACGGCGUAACGACGGUGCUUGAGUGUCUGCGGGGCGAAGUGUUCGAUCAGGGCCUGGGCAGAUGUAUGGUGGGCAAUACGGACACUUGCCAGUCGGCUGGAGAGCUGUGUCGUGGAGUGGCGAACGACCUACGCCCACAUCCAAACGAGUGUCAUCUGUUCGUGUUCUGUUCGCUGGGUGAAGCGUCAGUGCUGGUGUGCCCACCGAACGAGAUCUUCCGUCCCGAUAUCAGGUUCUGCGUUCCGGGCGAUCGUGAUACGUGCGAGUUCAGCAGUGUGGAAACGGCGUGUAUCGGUCGACCACCGGGCGUGGUACCCCAUCCAACUGCAUGCGAACUUUACCUAUCGUGUAAUAAUGGUGUGUCCACGGUUAUGAGCUGCCCUGCUGGAAGCAUCUUCAAUCCACAAACUGGCUCUUGUGCCUUUGGUGAUCGUGACACCUGUGUCGUUACUGAGGGGCUCUGUACAUUGCAACCCGAGGGAACUGUGCUGGAGCAUCCGACCCGUUGCGGCAUGUACAUCAUCUGCCGUGGAGGCAAUGCCGACGUGCUUCCGUGUCCACCGGGCGAGAUUCUGCGAGUGGAUGCUCAGUUCUGCGUCCCGGGAAAUCCCGACACCUGCGAACGGUUCCCGAUCGAGACCAUGUGCGAUGGCAGGGACGGCGGACUGUUUUUGCCGCAUCCAACAGACUGUUCGAGAUUCGUCUGGUGUCAGCAGGGCACGGCUAGGGAUCUAGGAUGCGACCCGGGCAAUAUUUUCAGUGCCCCGGCUCAAUCGUGUAUACCGGGCAAUGCCAACACAUGCACACCGCUUACAGGUGUGUGUGCCAAUCAACCCGAUGGCACUGUGUUGCCCCAUCCGGAACGCUGCGACUUCUUCAUCUGGUGCACCGAGGGACGGCCAACGGUCAAUCCGUGUCCUGUUGGAGAAAUCCUACGCCCAGACGCUCAGUUCUGCGUUCCUGGCAAUGCAGACACUUGCCAGUUUACGCCGAUCGACCUGAUGUGCGUAGGACAGGCGGAUAGCAUACGUUUCCCGCAUCCAACUGACUGUGUACUGUUCUUGGAGUGUCGGGGCCAGAACGCGGUCCUGCUUACCUGUCCGGCAGGUAGUAUUUUCAACGCCCCAACUCGUAACUGUAUUCCCGGCAAUCAGGGUACCUGCGAGCGGUUUGAUAACAUCUGUAUCGGACGUCCGGAUGGAACCAUUCCCCAUCCAACCAUUUGUACGGCUUACAUCUACUGCUCGGCAGGUUUGGCUACGUUCGAACAGUGUUCUGCCGGAACCAUAUUCGAUGAAGCGAUUGGAGAGUGCGUUGUUGGCAACACGAGAACAUGCGAACGAGCGGAUGGUAUUUGUGUCGGACAACCGGAUGGAGCGAUACUUGCUCAUCCAAGCGAAUGCGAUCUUUACAUUUUAUGUGUGGCUCAACAAGCAGCUUCGCUACGAUGUCCUGCCGGUGAGAUCCUCAACGUGGAAGCGCAGUUCUGCGCACCAGGCAGUAGCCUUACCUGUCAGUUUCAUCCAGUUGAAACCAUGUGCCAAGGAAUGACAGAUGGUAACAUAUAUCCCAACCCGAACGACUGUUCUCAGUAUGUCGUGUGUAAUAGCGGGCAAUCCGUGGUAUUGGACUGCCCUGUAGGCCAAAUUCUGCAUGCUCCGUCCCGUACAUGCCGUCCCGGCAACACCAACACCUGUACGUUCCUUGACCACGUUUGCCAAGGCUUGCCGGAUGGCUGGGUGAUCGAGCAUCCAAGCCUCUGUGGACAUUUCAUCUGGUGUCAGGGAGGAAGUGUGCAGGUUCAUGCCUGUCCACCAGGAGAAAUUCUUCGCCCCGACGCUCAGUUCUGUGUGCCUGGCAAUCCGUCUACGUGUGCCUUUGAACCCGUUGAGCGGAUGUGUAUCGGCAUGCAGAAUGGAAUUGUUUAUCCACAUCCAACCGACUGCCGACUGUUUGUACGGUGUGAAAAUGCACAAGCAAUGGUAGAAACCUGCCGCGCAGGUACUAUCUUCCGUGCAACGAGUCAAAGCUGUGUCGCUGGCAAUGGAAACACCUGCUCGUUCCUGGACGGCACCUGUGCCGGACGACCGGACGGAGUUCUUCCUCAUCCGCAAGGGUGUGAUCUGUUCCUGUUGUGCACCUCGGGAACUACAUCGGCGCUGCGCUGCCCGGAAGGGGAGAUCUUGCAUCCGGAGUUCCUGGUUUGUGCAACUGGUAACGCAGAUGAUUGUACCCUGGCACCAGUCACCACUGAGCCACCCAUUAUCUCGGUGUGUGAAGGACGCCCCGAUGGAAAUUACACCCAUCCGCUGCUGUGCUAUCUCUUCAUACGAUGCACCAACGGUGACACGGAGAUUCUGUCCUGCCCGCCGAACCAAAUCUUUGUGGGCGCUAUUCGGGACUGUGCGCCAGGUAAUCAGGAGACGUGUAUACCGAUGUGAAAGAUUGGGGACUGACGCUUUGGUCCCCGCGCACAUAUAUAAAUCAAUAAACGCUUCCUUAUCUUAGUCUUG